UUCUAACCGUGUAUUUACAUGGAAAAGACUGACCUGUGGAAGCGAUCAAAACACCUCCGUCAACUUCCCGUUCAAACACAGGCCUGCUGUGUUGCUUGCCUCACAAUGGUAAGCUAAAGAUAUGUCGACAGAGAGGACACACAUACGUCAUGCAGAGUCCAGCAAAGGUCAACAAUUGCUCGAAAACCGCUGACAGUAAUCCGGGAUGUGCUGCUAGCCCGAAGAAGAAAAGUGCCAUGAAGACGUCCAGCAGCAGUAAAGUGCCUAAGGUACUUCAGAAGAGUGACAAGAAGCAGUUGACGGCGUGGCUUGGUGAUAACAAGGGUUUUAACCUGUUGUACAAAGCCUCGAGAGAUGGCUGCAGCGCUCAACUGUUUCACCAGAAGUGUGACAAUAAGGGCCCCACAGUCACGGUGCUGUACAACGCCUUGGACUGCGUCUUCGGUGGUUACACCGCCCUCAACUGGACCUCCAACGUCAGCGGCAUGUGGUUGACAGAUCAGAGUGCGUUCCUAUUCCGGUUAUACUUCAAGGGGAAGUUUGAUCCUCAAAAGUACCCCGCCAAGAACGGAUCCAAUGCAAUAUACUGUCUGGGGUCAUACGGCCCCACGUUCGGAGGUGGUCACGACUUAUUCGCGUUCAGUGGGUCAAUUCCAAAGAAUGGCCAAUAUUUCCAGGUAAACGGGAGUACCAACUUCGGCACCAGUUUCCACAUGCAGGGAGAUACCGCUACGACGGUGACGGCGGAUAACCUCCAGCUUGUCGACGUGGAAGUGUACCAGAUUACAGACGGCAAUGAUCUAAGCGAGGAGCCGUGGCGGAAGUUACCGGAACUGAGCACCAAGGCACUUAAGUCCUACAUUGACCUGUAUGCACCACUCGGCGGCCUUAAGGUGAACAAUGUUAACAUCCUGAUGAUCGGGGCAGUCGGGGCUGGCAAAUCAAGCUACUUCAACACCAUCAACUCCAUAUUUAGAGGUCACGUGACGAGUCAAGCCUGCAGCGGAAGUGCCGAACAUAGCCUAACUACCAUGUUCCGGAUGUACAAGGUGCGAUCCUCGGAGUCGUGUAUGCCCCUCAAGUUCCGGCUGUGUGACACACGUGGCCUGGAGGAGGGGCAGGGGAUGGACGACAGUGACUUGGUCGCCAUCUUGGACGGUCAUCUGCCAGACAGAUACCAGUUCAACCCUGCUGUGCCGAUCUCCCCGGACUCGGCCGGAUACAAGAAAAGCCCCAUCCUCGCCGACAAGAUCCACUGCAUCGCCUUCGUUCUUGACGGCUGCACCGUGGACGUCUUCCCGGACAAGAUUCUCCAAACCAUCAAGUCAAUACAGCAGCGAGCCAACCAGAGAGGUAUACCUCAGGUUGUUCUUCUUACGAAGGUGGACCGGGCGUGUUUGUUGGUGGAGAGCGACAUCUCUCAGAUCUUCCGCAGCGCCACCGUCGGGGAGCUCGUGGACCAGGUGGCGCAGUUGGUCGGCCUGCCACGUGCGCACGUGCUUCCCGUGAAGAACUACGAGAAGGAGAUGGAGCUGGACCAGAACGUGGACAUUCCCGCGCUGCUCAGCCUGAGGCAGAUGUUAAGGUUUGCCGACGACUACUUGUACAACUACCUAGACCAACACGAGGGCAAGAUCCACCUGUUCAGCCAGGCGUACAGAGGCAACAGGUGUCUGUCUGAGGAAUCCGUCAACUACAACUGCUGGAAGGGGUCACCUCGAAGGAGUUCCAGGGCCAACUGCCACACCUAACCCCAUCGGCAUCCUCGAACACGACACCGACAUCAUGGGUUUAUACAACAAGGUUGACGUACAGUGGUUUCAACUUUAAUAUUGGGUACAUCCUCUUUCAACCCACUGGCUUAACAGUCAAUUGUUAUAUAUGAUAUGGGGUAGCUAAUGGGGUUCGAAUGGUCUUGGAGACAUCGUUGUAUAUCCACUUGCAGUAUGCUUUCCGAUGGAAUGGUAGAAUUACCUAUUCUGAUAUAUCAUACCAAACAUAUGUUAUGCUAUAGGAUAGUCCUGACAACGUUCCAGACUAUUGAUACAAAAAGGGAAAUUUUAACUCCCCAUGAAUAAUCAACUCGCAAGAAACAGCAUCACCACAAAAUAUAUAAAAUUGAAACUAAACUUUAGACGCUAAGGUCAAAAAGAGUGUCAGUGUUUGACUGUAUUGUCAGAUUCAGAACUAUUUGAUAUAUAUGACGAGGACAUGUCAACGCAUAUUGAUAUACGCAUAAGAUAUACACAAAGUAAGACACAGAGGUUCCAGUUGGUGAGUUUGAAGUAAUACUACAUGGUGGGGACUCUUUCUUCCAAUACAGCCUGCUACAAACCAGGGUCCAGCCAUCUUCUUCUCCUUGCUGACUAAUGAAAUCAGAACACAACCAAACAAGACACGACCUAGCUACAGUACCUAGCUACAGUACCUAGCCAGUACAUCUAGCACACUGCCAAUAUGUGUUAACAUUAGACCCAGUGACAGACAAGUCCCCUUCAUUAUUUCCACGGUUGUAGAACUGUCGAAAUUAUUUUAUAAUUAGUGUUCAUUUACUGUUCGCAAGUAUCUACAUAUACAUUUUGUAUCGUAUUUUUUAUUCUGGAGAUGAAAGAAAUUCCAAGUGUGUAGUUUUCGAUGUCCAUUGUCACACAACAUAAUAUGUUCUAUAUCACACGACCAUAAUACCAACAUGCAGUGUCACACAACAUGAUAUGUUCUAUAUCACACGACCAUAAUACCAACAUGCAGUGUCACACAACAUGAUAUGUUCUAUAUCACACGACCAUAAUACCAACAUGCAGUGUCACACAACAUGAUAUGUUCUA
This is a messenger RNA of Haliotis rubra (blacklip abalone), 2825 nucleotides long. RefSeq names its product interferon-induced protein 44-like. The transcript is spliced from 8 exons. The record is from RefSeq and is a predicted model, not a curated record. Lineage: Eukaryota; Metazoa; Mollusca; Gastropoda; Lepetellida; Haliotidae. The coding region runs from base 150 to 1751 and encodes 533 amino acids.